Messenger RNA from Octodon degus (degu), 1107 nucleotides. RefSeq names its product poly(A) binding protein nuclear 1 like, cytoplasmic (gene Pabpn1l). The record is from RefSeq and is a predicted model, not a curated record. The transcript has 6 exons. Bases 1 to 792 code for a protein of 263 amino acids. Gene Ontology annotation, molecular function: RNA binding. NCBI's taxonomy places the organism in Eukaryota, Metazoa, Chordata, Mammalia, Rodentia, Octodontidae.
AUGUGGCCCUUCCUGAGCCGCACCACCCUCUUCCCACCCCCCACUGAGGACUGGCUCCAGACAGUCUCCUCGGACCCUGAGGCCCAGGGCUGGGGCGCCUGUGCUGGGGCAGAGAAGACCCCUCUGGAGCCAGAGAGUGUGGGUGGGAGUGAGGCUGAGGAAGCCAAUGUCGAUGCCAGAGACUCGGACUUCUUGCUGUCCUUGUUGGAAUCCAACGGCCUGGCCAAGGGCCCUGAAGCUGACCAGGAGCUGGAGGCCAUCAGGCUGAAGCUGUGGACAAUGGAGCAGGUUCAGGAGGCACCAGAACCAUCCAGCACUCAGGCCAAGGAGGAAGAGGGAGCCGGGGCCAGGCAGCUGCUGCGCUCUGGGACUGUGGGCUGCCCCUUCCCUGGGGUCCCCAGACAGACAGUGGAGGCUGACCACAGAUCCAUCUACGUAGGCAAUGUGGACUACGGCGGGACUGCCGAGGAGCUGCAGGCCCACUUCCACCCCUGCGGGGAGGUGCACCGUGUCACCAUCCUGUGCGACAAGUUCUCCGGCCACCCAAAGGGGUAUGCCUAUGUGGAGUUCACCACUCAGCGCUCAGCCCAAGCUGCAGUGGAACUGGACAAGAGCAUCUUUCGGGGCCGCGUCAUCAAGGUGCUCCCCAAGAGGACCAACUUCCCAGGGAUCAGCUCAACGGACCGCGGGGGACCCCGGGGCCACCUGAGCGCCAGGAUGGCAUCAGGCUCACGGAGCAGCCUCCAGGGCAGGCCCAGGCUGCGACUGCGACUGCAAGGGCAGGGCAGGUAGGAGGGCUGGGGAGGUGAGCCUGUUGCCCUGCAGGGACCCCCAAGACUGCCAGGAGGUGCUGACCUUGACCUGAACCCUCACCCUGUGUUCCGUCUUGCAGGGGGCACGGGGGAUUCUCCAUGUGGUUCUCACCAUACUGAGACACCCAACAGGUCAGGAGUCAACAGCUGUGUUCCCUGAGGACCGCUUGCUCCACACAGGCCGGGUCUGCAGCCACAAGUCACACAGCUGCCCAGUGGGCGGCUCCAACUGGGGGCCUGGAUAGCUGGGCGGCUGAGGCCAGGAGUCGGUGCCCAACCAGGCUAGUCCUCAGCU